AUGGCUACGAAGACCGUCUCUCAUGCCAUCCGCCUGCUUGCUUCUAGCUCGGCCUUCCCGAGUUACGUCUGGCACCCCGGGGCCCCGAGCUUCCGGGAGCUUUGCUCCUCGGAGUGGAUCUUUGGCGCCCGUAGCCCGACACAGUGCAACAAGGAAAUGAAUGCCGCUGCCAAGGGCCGGGACUGGAAGCUGGCCUUGUAUGUGUUUCAUGGUAUGCCGAAGAGAAACAUAGCGCGUGAUGUUGUGAGCUUUAAUGGCGCCAUCCAUGCAGCGAACCUGGGAGCAAACUGGUGGCUGGCCACUGAGCUGCUGCGAGCGAUGCCCGAAGAUGCUGUGGUGCCAGAUGGCAUCAGUUACAACACCACCCUGAGCUCUUUCCAACGAAGCCUGAAUUGGGAUGGGGCUUUGAAGUUCCUGGCCGGGAUGCAGAACCAAGCCAUAGUGCCGUCUUUGGUAGCUUUCAACACUACCAUCAGCGUCGCAGAGAAAAGUGGACAGUGGCAAGUGGCCCUCGUUGUCUUUUCCGACAUAGCGACUGCAAAUCUUCGUCCUGACGUGAUUAGCUACAACGCGACCCUAAGCGCUUGCGCUAGAAGCAGCCAGUGGAAGGUGUCCAUGCAGCUGCAGGACCUUAUGCGUGAAGAUGUGGUAAGACCUGACAUCAUCACCUGCAACGCUGCAAUGAGAGCUUACAGCCUGGGGCAGGAGUGGAGGGAGUCCCUGAGCCUCAUGGCCAAACUGCCCCAACUUCGGAUCGACCCGACCAGGAUCACCUACAACACAGCCAUCACUGCGUUUCAUGCAGGAUCCCAGUGGAGACUUGCAGUGGAGCUCUUCCAGAAGAUGAUCAGGGUGUCACUGGCUUUGGAAGACAGCUGUAAUGCUGCAAUCAGUGCCUGCAAGACAGGGAAAGCCUGGAUGGCUGCGUUGCAGCUUCUCUUCGAGAUGCCCUUGAGGGCUCUGAAACCAGACAGGAUAAGCUAUAACGCUGCCAUCAGUGCAUGUGAGCAAGCCAGCUGUUGGCCACUGGCACUCAGCACCUUUGAGGCCAUGGCUCCUGCGAGGUUGCAACCGGACAUCAUCAGCUACAAUGCUACCAUCAGUGCUUGUGCAGAUGGAGCUCAGUGGCAGCUUGCCUACAGCCUCUUAACUCUGCUUCCUGAAGAGGAUGUUGCUCCAGAUGCUGUGACGUUCAACAGCAUGAUCAGUGCUUGUGAAGCUUCGCAGUGGCAGCAGGCCUUGCAGCUUCUUCUCUUGGAGACAUGGAAUGUUCGAGUCUUCCCGGACGUUGUGGGUCAUAAUGCCACCAUCAGUGCCUGUGAGAAGGCUGGCCGGUGGCUUCUGGCUUUGGCCGUUUUUGACAUGGUCGGCCAGAAGCGGCUGACGCCCACAGAGUUCACAUUCAGCUCAGUUAUCAGUGCAUGCGAGAAAGCGGCUCAAUGGGAACGGGCAGUUUUCUAUUUGGGACGAAUGGCUGCGGAACUUCCCCCUAAUCUCAUCAGCUACAAUGCUGCAGCCAGCGCCUGUGAGAAAUCCAGCAGGUGGCAGGCGGCUCUGGAGGUUUUCCAGGCACUAACAGAAGCUGAACUGCAGCCAGAUCUCAUCACUUUUGCUGCGAUGACGAGCACUUUUGAGAAGAGUGCCCAGUGGCAAAGGGCGCUGUCUCUGCUCAAGCAGUGCAAGGACAAGAAGCUCCUCUGA
Messenger RNA from Symbiodinium sp. CCMP2592, 1701 nucleotides. The record is from the annotation of a GenBank genome assembly. Lineage: Eukaryota; Dinophyceae; Suessiales; Symbiodiniaceae.